AUGGCACGCGCUCAAAAGCCUGCGCUGCAGCAGAGACAAUCAUCGACAUUACACUAUCAGACAUUCCCGACUCCGCCGCCCACAUCGCGCGGGAAACCUCCCACUUCGCCCAACCCCUCAUCGUCCAACAUCCAUGCCGAUUCUCAGUCCGGACAGCAAGAUGACACUCACGAUGAGACGCCGCUUCCCAAGGCACAACUGGCCAUCCUCGCUGUUAUAGCCCUGGCCGAACAGACUGCCUUAAACUCCAUCUCACCUUACCUGCCCGCAAUGGCCUCCACUUUUCCCGAGGUUAAGGAUGGUCAAGUCGGCUUGUACGUUGGUCUGAUAGCCUCAAGCUUUGCUCUGGCACAGUUCGCUACAAACUUCUUCUGGGGCUGGCUCAGCGACAGAAUUGGCAGAAAGCCUGUUGUGCUCAUGGGUACUCUGUUGACUGCCUGCUGCUUUGUCAUCUUUGGCUUCAGCCGAACCCUGUGGCAGGCUAUCUUCGCCCAAACACUUAUGGGCUUGGUCAACGGAAAUCAGGGUGUCAUUAGCACCUGUCUGGGCGAGAUUACCGACCGAAGCAACCAGAGUAGAGCCUUUACAUACCUUCCUGUUGUCUACGGAAUUGGCGGUAUUACGGGUCCUCUCGUGGGUGGACUGCUUGUAUUCGAGACGAUUCCCUGGAGCGGCAAGCCCAACCCAUACCCUUACCUGGCUCCAAACGUGCUCAGCGCUGGUGUUCUGCUUAUUGACUUUGUCCUUACUAUGAUAUUCCUCGAAGAGUCUUUGGAGGAAGCUAGGGUUCUGCCGCCUCUCAAGAAGCGAGUUUCUAACCUCUUUGCGUGGCUCUGGCAAUUCACUGGCAACUCCACCAAGCCUUCAUACAUCAGACGCCAUGAGCAGCAUGCCAACUCAGCUGCCCGUGGCCGAAGCGAAGGCGCCGAAGAAGAUAGCACUGACGAUGAGAGCGAUGGUGAAUCUACUCAUCUUCUGGGUACCGGCAACCACGAAACACUCAGCAGUUCUGCUGUUUUCAACCGCGACACUAUCCUCCUCCUCAUCACUUUCCUCAUCUUCCAGCUGUCAAACAUUUCAUACAACUCGCUUUACCCCAUCUUCGCGCAAGCAGUACCUCCUACAGGUCGUGGUUUGUCACCUGAAGAGAUUGGCCUAUCACUGGGUUUUGCUGGACUCGUCACUAUUGUCUUCCAAGUUGGCCUUUUUGGUAAACUGCGUGAAAAGGUUGGAAACAAGACGACCUAUCGCGUUGGCUUGUUUGGCUUCGUCAUUGCGUUCCUGCUUAUGCCCUGGGUAGGGUACAAGGAUGGCAAGAACGGAUCUGGGGAUGCCACACAAGCGGGAAAAGUUUGGUUGUGGAUUGAACUUGGAGCGGUGCUUAUAGUCAAGACUGUGGCAGCAGUCGGCGGCCUCACAACGCCAAACCACGGAGUGUUGGGCACGCUGAACGGGCUUGCACAAACUCUUUCAGCAGCCGGACGUGCAGCUGGACCUUUCAUUUCUGGGUCAUUGUUCACUGCAGCAACACAUGUACAGCCCAAGGGCGAAGCCCUCGCCUUUGGAAUCUUCGGUGGUAUUAGUCUUCUAGGCUUCGCCUUGAGUUUCGGAAUUCGAUCAUCGAGUCUCGAAGCUGAAGGCUGGGACGAGAGCGAUGAAGAUGACGACGCUUCAUCUGAUGAGGAGGAAGUGUAG
Messenger RNA from Aureobasidium musti, 1695 nucleotides. The record is from the annotation of a GenBank genome assembly. Lineage: Eukaryota; Fungi; Ascomycota; Dothideomycetes; Dothideales; Saccotheciaceae.